Messenger RNA from Haliotis rubra (blacklip abalone), 1150 nucleotides. Its product is annotated as mitofusin-2-like. NCBI's taxonomy places the organism in Eukaryota, Metazoa, Mollusca, Gastropoda, Lepetellida, Haliotidae. The transcript has 10 exons. The record is from RefSeq and is a predicted model, not a curated record. Gene Ontology annotation, biological process: mitochondrial fusion; mitochondrion localization. Gene Ontology annotation, molecular function: GTPase activity; GTP binding. Gene Ontology annotation, cellular component: mitochondrial outer membrane. The coding region runs from base 156 to 815 and encodes 219 amino acids.
GCCAUCGUCCACAUUGCUAGUCUGACUGUGCAUGCCUGACUGCUCUCAUUGUAAACAACCUUCGUUUUGUAAAUCUGCUCUCAUUGUGAAUAUCAAGACUCUGCCCUGGCGCUGACAUUGACUCUGACUAUGAUUCCUGGAUUGAAGAGUAUUGUAUGAAUGCGGAUGUGUUUGUUCUGGUGGCCAAUGGAGAGUCCACACUAAUGCAGACAGAGAAGAACUUCUUCCUCAAAGUGAGCUCUCGCCUUUCGAAACCCAACAUCUUUGUACUACAGAACCGCUGGGAUGUGGUCACUGUGGAGGAGGAUGUGGAAGCUGUGGAAGCUGUGAGGAGGCAACACAUGGAGAAGAGUAUUGCGUUUUUAGUGGACGAGCUGAAGGUGGUUGACAAGAAGACAGCCGAGGACCGAGUGUUCUUUGUGUCAGCUCGUGAGGCCCUGGUUUCCAGGCUGCACCAGGACAAAGGAACGCCUGUCCCCAGUGGUGCAUUGCAGGUCGGGUAUGAAAAACGACUUUCCGAAUUUGACAAGUUUGAAAACCAAUUUGAGCAAUGCAUCUCCAAGUCUGCUGUGAAGACCAAGUUUGAGCAGCACACUGUGAGCGGCAAAUCAAUCACAUCCGAUGUCAGGGGAAUCAUUGAGCAGGCAUAUACCACAAACCUGCAGUUGAGAACUGAUCAGAAAAAAAAGCGACAAGAGCGAAAUAAUGAACUGGUCGACAUUGAGAGGGAUCUUUUCUCUCUGGCCAAUAAGAUGGAGACAGAGAUCCCUACCAUGGUUAAAGAUGUGCUAAAGGAGGUUGACACAGCGCGCUGAGUGAGGAGAUCCGCCGACUGUCUGCCCUGGUGGAGGAAUAUGACCACCCCUUCCGUGCUGACAAUGUCGAAGAAUACAAGGAGGGAUUGAAUGAACGUGUAAAGCAGGAGGAGAUAGGACGUAACCUGGAGGAUGCUUUCCUGCAAGGCGUCAACGAUGCUGAAACACGGAUGGCAGACAGACUGUCAUCCAUUAUACCAUACAGGAUGAGAGCAAUUCCGGAAACAGAUGUUAACCUUGACUGUCGGAACUUUGAAGAGAACUUAGAGUUCAAGUUUUCCUCCAGCCUCCCUACGUGGCUUCAAAAUGGAGUAUCAGGGAGUGCUGCAAGCGCC